Molecule: messenger RNA, 2451 nt
Organism: Owenia fusiformis
Lineage: Eukaryota; Metazoa; Annelida; Polychaeta; Sabellida; Oweniidae
Source: the annotation of a GenBank genome assembly
AUUUUUUGUUUCGUUUUGUUAUAUUAUUGGUCAGUUGAAUACGUCAGUAGCUCAUGCUAGGUAUUUUAUCCAUACUUACGUGUUUCAUUUGGAAGUAAAUCCUGGAUUGAUGUGCUGAACAAGUGAAGACAACACUGAGGCUUUAACAAAGGGUGAAUGAUGGAAGGCAAAGAACCUGAUGAUGACGGUUGGCGUCAGGGUGGCAUCAUUGGAAAUGGUGGCUUUGGAAUGGUAGAACUCUGGAUCAAUGAGGAGCUUAAUAGGAAAAUAGCACUCAAAAAGUGUCGCCUGCUGACAGAAAUGAAUGAGAAACAUAAAUCGCGUUGGGCCUUAGAGGUUCAGAUAAUGCGACGUCUACAUCAUACCAAUGUUGUUAAAGCAGGAGAAGUGCCAAAGAAAAUGGAUGUGUCACCAGGCGAAAUGCCAGUGCUGGCCAUGGAGUAUUGCUCAGGAGGUGACCUUAGAAAAGUAUUAAAUAAACCAAGGAACUGCUGUGGACUGAGGGAGUGUGACGUGCGAAGCAUUGCACAUGAUAUAGCAUCAGGCCUAGACUAUCUCCAUAGCAACCGCAUUAUACAUAGAGAUCUGAAACCAGAGAAUGUUGUACUGCAGGAGGUUGAUGAUAAGAUAGUGUACAAGCUGAUAGACCUUGGCUAUGCCAAAGAUUUGGAUGCUGGGAGUGUGUGUACAUCAUUUGUAGGAACUUUGCAAUAUUUGGCUCCUGAAUUAUAUGAUGGAUCUGCAUAUACUUGUCGUACAGUUGAUUUCUGGUCAUUUGGUACGAUGUUGUUUGAGUGUGUAUGUGGAUUCAGACCAUUCCUUCCUAACCUCACCCCUGUGCAAUGGCAGCAGAAGGUUAGUCUAAAGCAGCCUGAUGAUAUAUGUGUCAUGUUUGGUCCCAACUCUGAGGUCAUCUACAGCAAGGACUUGCCUAAACCCAACCAACUGUGCAGAAUAACUGAGAUGCAGCUUCAAGAUUGGUUCAAGCUGAUGCUGAUGUGGGACCCUAAACAUAGAGGUGGCCCUAAAGAUGAAAAGAAAAAGAAACAAAAAUGCUUUAUUUUAAUGAAUGAAAUCCUGCAGUAUAAGAUAAUCAAGUGUCUUGAUGUCGCACAAAACAUCCUCUACAACAUUGCCAUUCAGAGUAGAACUACCCUACAGGAGGUACAAGAGAGUUUAGCGGAAAACACUAAGAUACCAGUAUCCCAGCAGAUGUUAUUAUUGGCCAGUGGUCUUUCUCCCGAUCCUAGCCAGCCAGCUACACAAUGUCUCAGUGAUCGGGAUGAAGACUGGAUUGUAUUUCUCUUCAAACGAGAUGAGACAUACUAUCAUAAUCCGAAGAAGCAGUCUUAUCUACCGGAGAAUGUUGCAUUUAUGGCUAAAAAUCCUAGUAUGUUACUGCCCUACCCAACACAGAAAAAAUCCUGGGGAUGUGCUUAUGACUGGUGCAGAGAUCAGGCUAAGGCACACAAUAGGCUCCUUCAAGCACAGAGAGCUACAAUGCUUCACUUGUUGCGGCUGAACACCAGCGCCUUACAGCUAAAGAAUGAGGUCAUCCAAAACAACAAUCGUCUUGCAGUAGAAACAGAGUUUGUUCAACAGAGUCAGGCUAUCGAUAUGGAAGAAUACGAGAAACAGAAAAAUGGUGGUCUCUAUUCUGAAAAGAUGUUUAAAGCUUGGCGUAAGAUGCGUGAUGAAAUAACCACAUUUACAAAACUGAGGGAUAGUGUAACUAAACUGGAAGAGCAAACAACAUCAUUGAAUCAACGUGUAGUUGAGCUUCAGAGAAGUCCAUAUGCUAAAUCCAAACAGAAGGACAGUCUACUAGUCAUGGAUGAAUUAGAAAAAAAGGCAUUACAAUUAUAUGAAGACUUAGUUAAAAAACCAAAGGAUCAGCGAACUAUGAUGUCUGAUAAUUCAAAUAUGGUGAAAAUUUUGUUCCGCUGCCUCAAACAACAAGAGAUCCUAACUAAUGAACUCUAUCAACAUUUAGGGAAACUAGCCAGUUGUAGGUGCGAAAUAUCUGUAUUGAUAUCACCUUUGGAGCAUGCUCUGCUAAACAUAAAGGCAGCUCUUAAUAAACUCUCUCUCCAUCAGCACCAGAGACAACAGGACAUUUGGAAACUAGUUAAAGUGGCGACAAAUCAAGCAAAAAUGACCUCAGUGGGUAAAACAGAAGAGAUAGGACCCCUCAAUGCCCAAGAGUCAGCCAAAUACACUACUAACCCAAGCAUACAGACAGAACCUACAUCAUCUAUACUGGAAAAGAACAAAGAAGAGUCAUUACUCUUGAUAGAUAGGAACCAGUCAACGAGACACAGGUUAACUGAUCUGCUGACAUCGUUUCAAGAUCCUGCUAUGACAUCAAGUAUGCAUUCUGACAUCAAUGACUGGCACUUCUUAGAUGAACACAAUUCUUGAUUGAAACAUGUUUUUGAAAUUAUUCUUAAC